Limulus polyphemus (Atlantic horseshoe crab) is the source of this 933-nucleotide messenger RNA. RefSeq names its product transmembrane protein 45B-like. The record is from RefSeq and is a predicted model, not a curated record. The transcript has a single exon. NCBI's taxonomy places the organism in Eukaryota, Metazoa, Arthropoda, Merostomata, Xiphosura, Limulidae. Bases 1 to 933 code for a protein of 310 amino acids.
AUGAGAAAAUUUGCCGAUUUUGUUUUUCUAGGAGGCUUUUUAAUUUUGUUUGCACUCUACUGGACGCUGCAGCAUGUCUUGGUUUUAGAAGCUCGGGGACAAAGAGCAAUUCGAGUUCGGAGAUGGAAGUUCGGGUACCGAGCGGAACUGAAACGACAGCAAACUCCAUCUUCGUCAGGGAAGGUUUCAAUUGAAACUAAAAAUUCCAAAAUUUGUCCAGACCAUCGACGUUGGCCGUUAGAAGGCAUGUUAAAAAUAUCUUUUGCUAUCAUCGGUAUUGCAAGAGAGAUAUGUGCUGCCUUUCCAAAGGGAACAUUCAGACAUGUAGAAGACAUUCACCAUGCGUCCAUGUAUGCUAUGUUUGUAUUAUCUGGAGUGGUGGAUAUCUUCUGCCAAUCAAAAAUUAUUUUUCCAAAAGGAACCAGCAACUUUGUGUUAGCACUCGCGUUUGGUGUCGAAGCUUUGAUUUUGGCAAAAGUCGAGAUAAAAUCAUCUAUGGAGGAGGAAAUACAGUAUCUUCUUGUGUGGACAGUGCUGUUAUGUUUUUUAUUCACUUUUGCAGAGAUGCGUUUCCCUACCCACAUCCCUUUGAAAUUUGUUAGGUCAUAUUUCACUUUAUUGCAAGGAUGUUGGUCAGUUCAGAUGGGGUUUAUCUUUAAUAAUUCUACUCCCUCAACUUCGGGCUUAUCACCGUGGAUUUCCAGCAUAAACAAAUCUGAUAAGUUUCGCAUCUGGGUAUCACUAAUUUUUUCGUGGUACAUAGGUGGAGCUUUCAUUAUGAUGUCCAUCUUUGCUACUAUUAUUAUGCUUAUUAAACGUAAGGGCAGGUGCUGGCGUUCUAUGGGAACUUGGUGUAACGGAAGUUCAGAAGAAGCGGAAUCGCUCCCUAGUUUUCUUGGUGGCUGGGAAGAAACAGAACCUUUAUAUCCAUAG